GAUUCUCAAAAAGAUAUCCUUCACAGAGGAGCAGUUAGAGGAAACAUCGUGCUCGAAGCAUCUACAUGCUCAACUCCAAAGGAAGAGAUUUCAAUUGUCAACUUCGGCACCUACAUGAAGAACCAGCAGCACCAAGCUUCUAGCACUAUGCCCAACUCGAUGGUGACGCCCAUUGAACAAUCCUUCCAACACCUUGCCGAUGAACCAACUUCUCUCAACUUGAUUCGGUUCACAGCGGAAAUGAUUGAAAUGACCACAGAAUUGCCUUUUAAAAAAAUGCAAGCAGGAUUGAUCAAGUCAAUCGCACAUAUUUUGCACGAUGAGAAGUUUGAAAAGAUUCGCGGGCCCCAAGCGAUGCUCAAACUUAUGAUGCUCGCCUACUACACUACGAAAGUUGGCGUACCUGAAGUGGAUAAUCAUACAUAUGGAUUGGAUAUGUUCAAUGAUUACAAACAAUUCUUCUUCCAAUGGGCACACGGGUGUGGAAAGAAGAAAGCGGUCAGCGAAUUUCGAACGGUUUUCCACUUGGCUCUAUCCAAUCUUUACUACCAGAUGUCACCGACUUUGAUUGUAAAGGAUUUUGAAAAGAUUUUCCAACAGUACUUUGGUCAGCUUCCGAUGAUAAGUGGUCUGGAACGUAAGGCUCUCGACAAGCUUUUUGGCAGAGGAAUGAUUGAGAAAUUUGCAUGGGCGGAGAAUGUUAUGAGUUUUGGAAAUUCUCGUGAACUUUCUGGCAGAACCGUUGCUGUACGACCAGACCAUAGAAUUCUUGAAGUGGCUCGCGGAACUAUGAUAAGCUCUUCAUAUAUUUCGCCAAACAAGAGUGGGUCAUCAGUUCUGUUGAAUGAAUCCCCGCCAACCAAUUCGCCAAUUGUCAAAUUUGGCACCUACCCGAAAUUCCAGCUGCAAGACGUUUCUAGCUCAAUGCUCAACGCGAGACGUCGACAGCUCACUGCCACAGUCACAUCUGCGGAAUCUCCAAUGAAGCAACCACGCAUGGCGACUGGAAACUUUAACGAUAGAGCAUCCACCAGUUCUGGAGGUCCCAAGAACUAGAAAUCUACUUGCAACCUAAUUCACUUUUUUUAUGUUUGUUUCACCUUGAUUCAAGUACUCUUGUUUGUUUCCUUUCCCCAUUAAGCACACAUUCUGAGGUUAGAAUCGUGUGAUUAUGCUUUUUUCAAUCACAAAUUUGCCGGCUAUCAGUAAUUUCCUGCAUUUACCAUAAUCAUUUUUGAGCUCCCAUAUUUUCAUUUAUGUCCCUCUUUCCGGCUGCUGUCUUGUAGAGACACCGUGAUCCCCUUACACCUAGCUUCCCCCAGUUACCAGUUACAGUUGUUUCCCCCAGUUACCAGUUACAAAUAUCCUCUCAAAGCUUUUGUACUUGACUAGUUUUAGAAAAUAUUAUUGAAUGACUAAAUAUUGCUUUUAAAUAAUAAUUGAAGAUCUCCCCGAUAGAAAAAUUCCUCCACUUGCCAUUUAAAAUUUACGAGUUUUCAUUGUUUUUUCGUUGCCUUUUUUUUAAAUUUCUAGUAGUUUUGCUCACCUUUUUAUUUUAAUUUACAAAAGUAUUAAUACGUAUUUUAAUUUCAUGAAUUAUACUUUUUUUCCUCAAAUUAUUGUUGAAUAAAAAGUUUUAAUUAGACAA
This is a messenger RNA of Caenorhabditis elegans, 1648 nucleotides long. RefSeq lists its product as uncharacterized. The record is from RefSeq and is marked reviewed. The transcript is spliced from 5 exons. Bases 160 to 1056 code for a protein of 298 amino acids. Lineage: Eukaryota; Metazoa; Nematoda; Chromadorea; Rhabditida; Rhabditidae.